GCAGUAUCCGGUGGAGGCGAGUCAUUGGCGGACAGGAAAUAAGCAGCGGCUCCGCCCCUUUCCCUUCCUUUCCUUCCCGUGGCUGAGCGGAGAGAGGUGCAAAAAUGUCUGCUAGUUUGCAAUGGAUGAUCGUCAGGAACUGCUCUAGUUUCCUAAUCAAAAGAAACAAGCAGGUGUAUAGCACUGAACCCAACAACCUGAAGGCCAGGAACUCCUUUCGCUACAAUGGUCUCAUCCACAGGAAAACCGUCGGCGUCGAGCCUGCUGCUGAUGGGAAGGGGAUCAUUGUCGUUCUGAAAAAGCGUGCUGGCCAGCGCAAACCUGCUACAUCCUAUGAGAAAAUCACCAUCAACAAGAACUCCCGCGCCACCCUAAGCAGCUUGCGCCACAUUAUUCGCAAGAAUAAUUACAGGAGGGACCUCCGUAUGGCGGCUCUUCGCCGUGCCAGUGCUAUCCUGAGGAGCCAGAAACCAGUUGUGGUGAAGAAGAAGCGCACCCGGGCCGCCAAAACUGCAUAAACUUCUGCAGAUUUCUGUAAUAAAAGAAUUGAACAUAAA
Molecule: messenger RNA, 557 nt
Organism: Pseudophryne corroboree (corroboree frog)
Lineage: Eukaryota; Metazoa; Chordata; Amphibia; Anura; Myobatrachidae
Gene: RPL28
Product: ribosomal protein L28
Exons: 5
Coding region: 105-518 (137 amino acids)
Biological process (GO): translation
Cellular component (GO): cytosolic large ribosomal subunit; ribosome
Molecular function (GO): structural constituent of ribosome
Source: RefSeq, a predicted model, not a curated record